AUGGGGGGCUCGUUGCUGGGCUGGAGCCCCCAUUUUCCAAGCCUCCCCGUUGCCACACUGAGGGCGUGCGAGCCCCCCCCCCUCCGUGCUCCGGGCUCAAAGCUCCAAGUGGUUGGUGGCGAGUUCUUAACGAUUCGAUAUCCUCCUCCUCUACUGAAGAAGAAGCGUAAAGUUAUUCUCCGUGAUCGUGAAGGUGGUGGUGAACGCCUACAUCGGGAUUAUUUUGCUCCCGAUGCAGUUUAUGGGCCACAAUUAUUCCGACAUCGUUUUGGCAUGAGCCGGGCGUUAUUUCUACGCAUUGUGAAUGCGCUAGAAGUUGAUCCUUACUUCCAACAAUGUCCCGAUGCUUGUGGCCGCUUUGACUUCUCACCGAUCCAGGCACAGUGGCGAUUCGGCAACUGGCUGGCUUGGCAUGGUGCUUACACUCGAGGUGAUGAAAGCGAGCCCACUAUUAUAUUAGAGGUUGUUGCUUCACAAGAUCUGUGGAUAUGGCACGCCUUCUUCAGAGUCGUUGGCUCAAAUGACGACAUCAACCUUCUCAACCAGUCCACAUUAUUCAAUGACGUCCUAUUGGGCAAUGAAGCAGUAGUGCAGUUCAUCUCCAACAAUUUCCACCACACUAGAGGCUGCUACUUAACUGAUGGUAUCUAUCCGAACUGGCCGGUAUUUGUCAAAAGCUUCCAAUUUCCGAGCGACGAGAAGAAGCGGAGGUUUAAAAUGAUGCAAGAAGUUGCAAGGAAGGAUGUGGAACGAGCUUUUGGCGUAGCUCGUUGGGGUAUUAUCAAAGGAGAGUUUGCAGCAGCUUGGGAUGGCGACGCCGGUGAGGGAUCAAGUAGCGUUCCUCAAACACAGUUCAAUACCGGAACACCACCGAAAUUCACCACCUUUAUGGCCCAAAGCACAAACAUGAAGGACAGUCGACUGCACGCUCAUCUCCGCGAUGAUUUAGUCGAGCAUGUAUGGGCACGCUUUGGUCCCGGCGAGCCAUAG
Salvia miltiorrhiza (redroot sage) is the source of this 990-nucleotide messenger RNA. RefSeq lists its product as uncharacterized. NCBI's taxonomy places the organism in Eukaryota, Viridiplantae, Streptophyta, Magnoliopsida, Lamiales, Lamiaceae. The coding region runs from base 1 to 990 and encodes 329 amino acids. The transcript has 4 exons. The record is from RefSeq and is a predicted model, not a curated record.